Melanaphis sacchari is the source of this 1690-nucleotide messenger RNA. It is a transcript of the gene mri, whose product is annotated as BTB/POZ domain-containing protein 10. Gene Ontology annotation, cellular component: cytoplasm. The transcript has 8 exons. The record is from RefSeq and is a predicted model, not a curated record. Gene Ontology annotation, biological process: positive regulation of phosphorylation. Bases 275 to 1606 code for a protein of 443 amino acids. Lineage: Eukaryota; Metazoa; Arthropoda; Insecta; Hemiptera; Aphididae. Gene Ontology annotation, molecular function: protein binding.
AUUCGAAAGUUCGAAACAUAGAUGUGGCCACAUUGUUGAUUGCUUAGUACCGCCUGUUAAGUCGUGUUAACAGGAAUUAAUUUCAACAACUCACUAUUACCACACUAUUACAUUGACAAGUUCAAAGUUUUUUAGUAUUCAUUCGUUAACAGAAAGUUAGAUAAAAGUUGCUAGAUAGAAGUAUAACGACGUUGAAUUUUUACUGGCGUUUUGUGCCUAUUAAUGGAAUGCAGUACCUCACAAUAAACUUAUUUGUUUUUAUCUAGCCUGGGUCAUGUCUAAAGACGGCCGUCACAACUACGAUCGUGAUACAAGUACUGACACUGAAGAUUAUCAAGACACUGAAGAUCAUAGGCGCCGUGUGUUCAAAACAAGACUAAGUUAUGGAAGUUCCUUAAAACCCAAAUCGUGUUUGGUACAACGUCAUUCAACUGGUAACCAGUUGGCUCUGACACCAAUCAAUAAACAACAAACAACUUUAGUGAGAAAUAGAAAAGCUAUGCCCAGAUUUUCUUGCUCAAUGAAUUCUAUGAAAAGUCUGAUGAAUCAAAAUGCAACUACUUCAGGUUCAUCCUAUCCAAGUACUUCAGGUUCAAGUCAUUUAACUAACUCUAGAAACAAUAUUGCUAAUAAAGAAGAAAGAGUAACUCUUAUUGUAGAUAACACUAGAUUUAUUGUUGACCCAGCUAUAUUCAUUGCACACUCAAAUACAAUGCUUGGAAGAAUGUUCAGUUUUAAUGAAUAUACAAAUAAAAAUGAACGUGGAGAAUAUGUAGUAGCAGAAGGUGUAUCAGCAAAUGUAUUUAGGUGCAUUUUGGAGUAUUAUAAGGGUAAUGUAAUGCGGUGUCCAUCUUCAAUUUCAGUUCAAGAACUGCGUGAAGCUUGUGAUUAUUUGUUAGUACCUUUUGAUGCUAAAACAGUCAAAUGUCAAAAUUUAAGAGGAUUAUUACAUGAGCUGUCUAAUGAAGGAGCUCGUUGUCAAUUUGAAGUAUUUUUAGAGGAUCUAAUAUUACCUUUAAUGGUCAAUUCUGCUCAACGAGGAGAUCGUGAAUGUCAUGUAGUAGUCUUAUUAGAUGAUGAUAUAGUGGAUUGGGAUGAAGAAUAUCCACCUCAAAUGGGAGAAGAAUAUUCACAAACUGUAAACAGCACUGCCUUAUAUAGAUUCUUCAAGUACAUUGAAAAUCGAGAUGUUGCCAAACAAGUAAUGAAAGAACGUGGUCUUAAAAAGAUUCGUUUAGGUAUUGAAGGUUAUCCAACUUAUAAAGAAAAAAUUAAAAAAAGAGCUGGUGGUCGUGAAGAUGUGAUUUAUAAUUAUGUUCAAAGACCUUUUAUCCAUAUGUCAUGGGAAAAAGAAGAAGCCAAGAGUCGCCACGUAGAUUUCCAAUGCUUAAAGUCCAAAUCUGUGACUAAUUUAGCAGAAGCGACUGCUGAUCCUGUUUUGGAAUUAGAUGCUAGAGGUAACCCUAUGGGAGCAGUAGCCAUAGAUCCAGAUAUUCGAGUGGUAUAUGAUGGCCAUGAUCAAGAUGAUGGAGCAGUAGACUCACCUCCUCCUCCUGCAAUUUCAGAAGCUGAACAAAAUGAUGAGUCUCAACCCAAUGAUCAGUAAUAUACAAUGGAAUUUAUAAAUACCAUAUUUUUUAUUGUUGCUAAAUAAUCAAGUGGUGAUCUUUAUUUUUUUCAACAAGCAUAU